Messenger RNA from Vitis riparia (riverbank grape), 893 nucleotides. Its product is annotated as sulfated surface glycoprotein 185-like. The coding region runs from base 104 to 619 and encodes 171 amino acids. The record is from RefSeq and is a predicted model, not a curated record. Lineage: Eukaryota; Viridiplantae; Streptophyta; Magnoliopsida; Vitales; Vitaceae. The transcript has a single exon.
CUCUUUAUCUCCAGUACACUCUCCCUCUCAAUCCCCAUUUCUUCUACUAGACUGCCCUUCUUCUCAUCUCAGUAAAUACUAUCUCCCAGUGUCAGCCAUUGAAAUGGCGACUCCACAGCCAUUAUUCACCCUUUUCUUCCCUUUCUUGUUCGUCUUCAUUUCUUCAAUCAUAUUCUCAGUGGCUACUACAACAAUAUCAACAAUGUCCAAGGGCCAAAUCUCAUGCACAAUGUGCUCUGAGUGCAGCAACCCUUGUCAGCCCAUUCCCCCGCCGCUGCCUCCAUCGCCACCGCCUCCUCCUCCCACAAUUCUCUGCCCUCCUCCUCCUGCUCCACCACCACCACCUUCUUCCCCCGUCUCCGAUUGCCCGCCACCACCUGACAGCCUGCAGUUCCCUCCGCCACUCCCUCCCAUUGGUGGUAGCGGCAGCGGAGGCGGAGGAGGUGGCGGUGGAUGGUACCCACCAAAUCUCUCCCCUCCAGACCCAAUUCUCCCUUACUUUCCAUUUUACUAUUACAUCCCUCCUCCGCCUUCUUCCCUUUCCAACCCCGCUCAUUUCAAAAACCACCCCAUUGUUUCUUCCAUUUUUCUUUCCCUCAGUUUCUUCUACCUCUUCUAAAACAACCAAAAAGAUAAUCAUAUAUAAACCAGCUGGUUCAAAUGAAAAAGAAAAAGGAAAAAAAAACAUCUGCAGCUUCGAUGCGGAUCUGGCAGCGGCAAUGGUGACUGAAGCAGUUUGUCAACUUCAUGCGUAAUUUUAUGCUAAUAUGUUGUUUAUAUAUCUUAAGCUAGAUGUGGGGAAAAUAAAGAUUGUUAACUUUCCUCUUUAUUAUUGUUGUUCCAUUCUUCCAUUCCAUGUUAAUAAUAUUUCGUCUUCUGUCGAUAUUAGAUCA